AUGCUACACAGGCGGGCACGGUACGGAUCCGCCAGCUCACUCUCUUCUCAACCCCAAGCGGCCGCGGACGAUAGGGCGGCGGCGGCGCAGUCAUCGCGCCCGGGCGAGACCACCGGUCUCCUCCCGUCCAGGGGCGGGACUAUCCAGGAGGAUGGGGGCGGCGGCGGGAGGCCCGGCGGCGGGCUUAGGAGCGUGGGGUUCUCUGAUACGGUCGAGCUCGCUUCGUUCGAGCACCUCCUCGAGGAGGAGAUCGACAAGGUGGAGCGUUUCUACCUGAAGGUGGUCAACGACCUGGAGGGCGAGCUUACCGACCUUGACCCUACCGUGCCGAUUCAGGCGGCCCUCGAGAGCCACAACGAACGCCACGCCGACCCGACCGCGGCGGGGGAUAAGUCCCCCUGGGUCAUGAAAUCGAAACCAAAGCUGGACAAGAAGAGGGAGGAUUCUCUGAAGCGGGCACUCUUGGACCUGUACCGAGACCUUACCCUGCUGCAGAACUUCGCCAUCGUCAACUACACGGCUGUCGUGAAGAUAACGAAGAAGUACGACAAGCAGGUGGUGGGGGCGGAGGAGCAGGAGUAUCCCACCAGGGCGAGCCUCGACCCGGCGGUUGCUAUCACGGGCAGGAUGCUGGAGCACUUGCACCAUCAGGACUUCUACCACGUGAACAAGCUCAGGAGCGUAACCGCGGCGUGCGAGACUUUCUAUGCCGGUAUUUUCUGCGGAGGCAACGUGGCGCAGGCCCGGGGUCUGAUGCUGCCGCAGAAGACGGACGAGAGGAUAGAUCUCGCACAAUUCCAGCUCGGCUACCGCAUGGGCAUGGCCGCGGUCCUGGCGUUCUGGAUCCUCUGGGACUGCUGCCUGGAGCCCGAGGGAGACGACCCCGGCUGGCAAGUCAGCGUCCUCCUGCACCCAGCCUUCCCGGUUUACCGCGCCUUGGCAGGCAUUCUGCUUCUUAGGUGGUGCUGGGGGCUGUCCUCGCUGGUCUGGGGUAGAGCACGAAUCAACUACAUCUACCUCUUCGACAUGGACCCAAGAGCGGUGUCCUCUCCGCUGCAGGUGUUCAACAACGUGGCGGCGGAGACGGUGGUGUACCUGGCGAACCUGCUCCUGUACUACAAGGUUAUUUUCCCGGUGCAUAAGUCCAAGGAGUUCUGGCGUGUGAUCUUCAAGAGCUUGGUGGCCCCGCUCUGCAAGGUUGACUUCUUCGCGACGUACGUGACGGACGUGAUGACCUCCUCCGUCAAGACGACCCAGGACAUCGCGUGGACGUUCUGCUUCUUCCUCUCCGGAGACUUCCUGCUGAACCUCGAGGACUACCACCACAAGGGGUCAUCUUGGCAGUGA
Ectocarpus siliculosus is the source of this 1347-nucleotide messenger RNA. NCBI's taxonomy places the organism in Eukaryota, Phaeophyceae, Ectocarpales, Ectocarpaceae. The record is from the annotation of a GenBank genome assembly.